AAAAAAAAUAAUAAUUCAGCCGUUUCUGUUUUGUUGACAUCUCAGUACGUUACCAACCGUUGAAGUUUUGGUCUGUUUUAAUGGCCUCAGGUUAUCGAAAAGCAGCUUCCUCAGCGAGCCAGAGGAAGAAGGCAGGUGUGAAGAUCGACCUCACUGAGGAGCAGAAGCAGGAGAUCAAGGAGGCUUUCGACCUGUUCGACACAGAGGGGUCUGGAUCUAUAGACGUGAAGGAGCUCAAGGUUGCCAUGAGAGCUCUCGGCUUUGAACCAAAGAAAGAAGAAAUCAAGAAAAUGAUCUCAGACAUCGAUAAAGAAGGAUCCGGAACAAUUGACUUCAGUGCCUUUCUCAGUAUGAUGACACUGAAAAUGGGGGAAAAGGAUUCCAAAGAAGAGAUCUUGAAAGCUUUUCGGCUGUUUGAUGAUGACGGCACUGGAAAAAUCUCGUUCAAAAAUCUGAAGAGAGUGGCUAAAGAGCUGGGGGAAAGCCUGACGGAUGAAGAACUACAGGAAAUGAUUGACGAGGCGGACCGAGACGGUGACGGUGAGGUGAGCGAGCAGGAGUUCUUGACGAUAAUGAAGAAGACCAAACUUUACUGAGCCUGUCGAUUGUGCCUUCUUCUUCUUCUUCUUCCUCUUGGACCUUUUGUUUUUUUUUUGAGAUUGACUUUCCAUUGGACAAUGUCUACAGUAGCAUUUCUACCACUUCGUGUGUAAAUAACUUUUUAAAACAUGCUGUUCAUCUUUGCACAGAUUUUUCUACACUGCAAGUCUAAUAAAUAUAUUUCAGCACA
Molecule: messenger RNA, 790 nt
Organism: Labrus bergylta (ballan wrasse)
Lineage: Eukaryota; Metazoa; Chordata; Actinopteri; Labriformes; Labridae
Source: RefSeq, a predicted model, not a curated record